Molecule: messenger RNA, 1795 nt
Organism: Cynara cardunculus var. scolymus (artichoke)
Lineage: Eukaryota; Viridiplantae; Streptophyta; Magnoliopsida; Asterales; Asteraceae
Product: organic cation/carnitine transporter 7-like
Exons: 6
Coding region: 122-1582 (486 amino acids)
Biological process (GO): transmembrane transport
Cellular component (GO): membrane
Molecular function (GO): transmembrane transporter activity
Source: RefSeq, a predicted model, not a curated record
ACACAUACGCAACCAGCAACCAUAUCGUUCUUCUUCAACCUCAGCUGCGUGCGUCUUGGAGGAGUGAGGUGAGUGGACUCCGCCUCUGCUCUGACUGGUUUUCAGUUCCUGCUCCUUCAAGAUGACAGACCAGGGAUCUGCAUAUACAUUAGAUGAAGCACUUCUAGCCAUUGGGUUUGGGAAGUUUCAAGGGUGGAUAAUUGCUUAUGCAGGUCUUGGUUCGAUCGCUGAGGCAAUGGAGGUCAUGAUUCUGUCUUUCAUUGGACCGUCAGUUAGGUCUGAGUGGAACCUUUCAUCUACUGAAGAGAGCCUAAUAACAACUGUGGUUUUUGUUGGUAUGCUUAUUGGAGCAUAUUCAUGGGGUGUCAUCUCGGAUAACUAUGGAAGGAGAAAGGGUCUUCUGAGUAUCGCUAUUGUGACUAGUGGAGCGUCACUUUUAAGUGCUUUCUCUCCAAACUAUAUUUCAUUGGUCAUUCUUCGUUGCAUAGGAGGCAUCGGUUUGGGUGGCGGGCCCACCUAUAAUUCUUGGUUUCUGGAGUUUGUUCCUGCUCCAAGCAGAGGCACCUGGAUGGUUAUCUUUGCAACUUUCUGGACGAUAGGAACGAUAGUUGAGGCUUCUCUUGCUUGGAUCAUCAUGCCCCGUCUAGGAUGGAGGUGGUUGCUUGCAAUAUCUUCGCUUCCUACUUUGGCAGCUCUCAUCUUUUAUGGUCUUGUACCGGAAUCCCCAAGAUAUUUAUGUUUGAAAGGUCAAACAACUGAAGCUCAUGAUAUCCUGAAAAGAGCAGCAGCGAUGAACCAAACACAACUUCCUCCUGGGUUCCUUCUUUCUGAUCAAAUUGCCAGUUCGGACGAUGAACUUGAUACACUGGAAGAUACCUAUUUGCUCUCUCCGAAAACAAGCAAAACGAUUUCUUCUAAAACAGGCUUCUCAACCCUAUGGAUGCUAUUCUCGCCAAAUUUGAUUAAAACCACCUUCUUAUUAUGGGGGGUAUUUUUUGGAAAUGCAUUUUCAUACUACGGGAUCAUACUGCUGACCUCACAACUGAGCAAUGGGCAAACCCAAUGUAGCUCACUGACUUCAUUUUCAGUCACCGAUUCUCAAGAUUCUACCUAUAGAGAUGUUUUCAUCACCAGUUUGGCAGAGGUUCCUGGUCUUGUUUUUUCAGCAUUUGUAGUGGACAGGAUUGGCCGCAAGCAUUCCAUGGAACUCAUGUUCUUCAUAGGCUUCAUAUUCCUUCUACCACUGCUUUCAUAUCAAUUCGAGGUUCUCACAACGAUUUCGUUAUUUGGAUCCCGUAUGUUCAUCGUCGGAACUUUCACCGUUGCCAAUAUAUAUGCUCCAGAGAUAUAUCCAACCUCCAUGAGGGCUACUGGUGUUGGAGUUGCGAGUUCCGUGGGUAGAGUAGGCGGAAUUGUUUGCCCUCUCGUGGCCGUUUAUCUGGUGUCUGGUUGUCAUCAAACUACUGCUAUCAUUCUGUUCGAGAUUGUGAUAAUCCUUUCAGGUUUGUGUGUAACAUUCUUCCCGCACGAAACCAUGGCCCGGGGACUGGCUGAUACUCUUUCUGUGCCUAAUUCGCCUUAAGAAUUUAGUGAUGAUGCACCAAAAGAAAAACAGGAGUUUUGUAGAGAGCCCAUUCCCAUAUUUAUAGCUUUGUAAAUGUACAUCAUUGUAGUAGUAAAUAAGAUCAUACUGGAGGAAACUUUUCCCCAUCGUUCAUUGGACUGUAAUGGACUGAGUCGAAACCAGUUAUUUCAUGUAUUAUUUAUGAUGAAUAAUCAAGUAUGUCAUUUACUA